Vigna unguiculata (cowpea) is the source of this 1056-nucleotide messenger RNA. RefSeq lists its product as uncharacterized. The record is from RefSeq and is a predicted model, not a curated record. Lineage: Eukaryota; Viridiplantae; Streptophyta; Magnoliopsida; Fabales; Fabaceae.
AAAACAUUCUCUUUUGUGGAGGAAAAGGAACAGUGCUUAAGUAUGAACCAGGUGGUAGAAAAGUUGUGUAACUUGUCUCUUGCUCAAAGUUGGUGUGAAGACAUGCAAAAUAUUAUCUCAUAUGUGAGUUCUAAGUACGAGGCAAAUGCCACGAAAGCAAUAUCUUAUGUAAUCCUCGGCUGUUUUUCUCUUUUGAUUUCUGUGCUAGUAAGAAGGACCAGGUCGAAGCCCAAGCCCAAGCCCAGAAUCAGGCCCAAUAGACUUGAAGCUACGAGGUCCUUCAUCGUUAGAGAACUCCAUAGUGGGUAUCCAGCGCUGGAUAGAUUGAUGACAGAACAGUAUGAACAUCCAUCAGCAUUAGACAGCGCCCAUGCUCUUAUUAGGGAACUUCAAAAAGAUUUACCUGAUUUACUCAUUCUUCAGCAAAAAGUAAGAGAGUUGGAGAUGUGGGAAGUGGAGGAUUUUGCAGAGAGAAUACUUAGACCAGCGUUGAAAGAGGCUAAUGAAAAGGAGAAGCCACACGAAGCUUACGAGUUUGAAAUGUUAAUAGUGGAAGUGCUUAUCUACAAGGGAGGAAUUUCAGAUUUAGAAAGUGCCUUGCAAUGUGAAUGUUUGGCAGAUGAAUCGCUCAAAGAUGCAAGACGCCCACUGUACAAGGUUGUUUUGGAAAUAUUUUACAGGCAAUUAUAUACAAAAUGCUGGGGAAUAUGGAGAAAGCUAAAGAAUAUUGGGAUGAAUUUAUUGUAGUUCGAGAACCAGCUUUUGGUCAUGAAAUUAUUGAAAUCGAUUUUGAUACGUUUAAACAUCAUGUGCUUCGACUUCAAAAGGCUACGGAGAAGGUUACACAAAAAAGGAGCAGCAUCAACUUCUCAACUUUCUCCAUUUAAUUACAUAUAAAUAUGUUUAUUAAAUUUGUUUUCAAAACUCCAAAUUUUCUAUUGAUUCGAGCAUAGAAGCGUAAGUUGAAUACUUGAAGGAGAUGUAUUUAAGCUUUCCUUUUUAACAGAAACUCCAGCUUGUAAUUUCGAGGUAAAAUAAUUAAAAGGUAUUUCAUUA